CAACCUACCAUUUGAACCAAGGCCGUGCGCGCGAGCGGGGUUGACAUUGGAGCCUGGCAGUGGGAGAAGAGGAGGGGAGAAUAAGAGAGGAGGCCACUGAGUCCCAGCACCACUGCUUUUCUGAAGAGAGCCACCAUCAGCACGAGAUGCACCGUCCUGCUCCUGCUGCCUGACAUCCAGCACACACACACACACAUAUAUACAAACAAACACCCACACGUCCAAGGACUCCCUCCUGGAGCUUACCGACGACUCAGCGCGGAGAGGCAGCAUUUUUACUGUCAUUUCUGAUGGACAACAUGACUUGGCAUUUGCUUGGUUGACUUUUUUUCACCUUCUUCGUGCAGACAGUGUACUACAUCUAGUAGUAACAUCACGACUUGUGUACUGUAACUUGGAAAGCUCGGACAUUUUCGCAUUAAGUGCACUUAGAUCAGACUUUGUAAAGGAGCAUAGUCGCUCUGCCUGAAGCAGCUUCUCCCCCGGACGUUUCUCCUGUCCUCCCGCUGAUCGGAUCGUCGCCUUGUGCCUCCGCGCUUUUGGAUGUCCGCGCGCAGGCUUUGGCUGAGAGGAGCUCCCCUGCGUCCAGUGGAAGAGCCGAGCUGUUAUCUGUCCUUCACAUCACGCGCUAAUCCGGUGCGCUGACUUUUAUCUCUGCGGCCCGUUCCUCAAUCCACAAUGAGAUUCAUUCCGUCACGGUUAAGUUAUCUAUUUCUUCACCUCUUUGCGUUCUGCUACUAUGCUCAGGUAACCAUUCAGUCCCCGCCUAAUUUUACACAGCAUGUGAAUGAGCAAAGUAGGGUGACGGACCGGGUGAGCCGGAGACUAAUUCGGACCUACCAGCUUUACAGCAGAACCAGCGGCAAGCACGUCCAAGUCCUGGCCAACAAAAAGAUCAACGCCAUGGCCGAGGACGGAGACGCUCACGCAAAGCUCAUUGUGGAGACAGACACAUUUGGCAGCCGAGUUCGCAUUAAAGGAGCUGAGACAGGACUCUACAUCUGCAUGAAUAGAAGAGGAAAGCUGAUUGGCAAGAGGAACGGUCAGGGGAAAGACUGCAUUUUUACAGAGAUCGUGCUAGAGAACAACUACACAGCUCUCCAGAAUGUAAAGUACGAGGGCUGGUACAUGGCGUUCACACGCAAAGGAAGACCCCGCAAGGGCUCCAAAACCAGGCAACACCAGCGGGAAGUCCACUUCAUGAAGCGACUGCCCAAAGGACACCACAUUGCAGAGCACAGACCCUUUGAUUUCAUCAAUUACCCUUUCAACAGACGGACUAAACGCACCCGUUACUCAGGAGAGCGCUGAAGAGUGAAGCAGGAGAGAAGAGGGAGACAGCGAGGGAGAGAAAAAAAUACCAUCUCAGAUACUGAACAGAAUCUCCCCUUAUGGACUCCUAAAACAGUUUUUGUACUGAGCAUUAACAUACCUAACAAUUAGUUUGUUUUUUAAUGAUUUUUUUAGAAAGAAAAAAAAAACACUCUGCAAAUGAAAAAAAACAAGGAAAAAGAGAUCUAUUUUUGUACUCCAGACUUUUAGUACUGACCUGUGUAAAAUUUUAGUAAAGCGA
Molecule: messenger RNA, 1573 nt
Organism: Pygocentrus nattereri (red-bellied piranha)
Lineage: Eukaryota; Metazoa; Chordata; Actinopteri; Characiformes; Serrasalmidae
Gene: fgf8a
Product: fibroblast growth factor 8a
Exons: 5
Coding region: 679-1311 (210 amino acids)
Biological process (GO): positive regulation of cell population proliferation; regulation of cell migration; heart morphogenesis
Cellular component (GO): cytoplasm
Molecular function (GO): type 1 fibroblast growth factor receptor binding; growth factor activity; type 2 fibroblast growth factor receptor binding
Source: RefSeq, a predicted model, not a curated record